AUGUCUGGCUUUUUGACUGAUGCUGACCUAGAAUAUAUUAUGAAUUUACCCGAUAAUGAGUUCAAUGCAUACAUUGAUGUCCCUGAUGGGGAUAUAUCAGAUGUUGGGGAUGAAGAUAAAGAUGAAACUGUCGAAAUUGAUGAAAGUUCUCAAGCUAUUUCCGAAGCAGCUGUCAUGAAUUUCAUUCAGAUGGUGGAAAAGGAGGAUGGAGGUGAAACUUCGGCAAGUAGAGAGGAGCAAGAGACAGAAUAUGAAUUUCCAAAGGAUGAUGCAGUCAGGAGUGGUAAAGUUAUUGAUUCUCAGCCAAAAUCAGAUGUAAGCGACAACAAUACAAAUGCAGGAGCACCAUCUACACGUGAGCAGGAGCAGCAGCAGCAGCAGCAAGUAAAACAUCGAUGUAAACGUAGUGAUUAUAAAUUUAGAAAAAGUGAUUUUGUGGUACAAGACACAGAAUGGAAAGGAUCACUUCCACCACCACCAGUAGAGGAAAUGACACCUUUGCAAUAUUAUAAAAUAUUUAUGAAUGAUGACAUAUUUGAACUCAUUGCUGAGCAAUCUAAUAUCUAUGCUUUGCAGAAAGAUUCAGUUUCUUUGCAGACGAGCAAAAAUGAAAUGGAGCAGUUUGUUGGUAUUUUACUGCACAUGGGCAUAAUCAAAAUGCCUUCCAUUCAUUUAUACUGGUCGAAUGAGUGUAGGUAUUCACCAAUAGCUGAUGUGAUGAGCAGAACUCGCUUCUUCCAGCUACUGCGGUAUUUUCAUGUUGUCAAUAAUCAAGACUUGCCAGAAGCUAAUAGUAAUCGUGACAAACUCUUCAAGAUUCGCCCACUUUUAUCUGCAUUGCAGUCAUCAUUGAAGACACUCCCUCCAGAAGAAUACCAAGCUGUUGAUGAACAGAUAAUACCAUUCAAGGGUAGAAGUGGUUUGAAACAGUACAUAAGAAAUAAGCCUCACAAGUGGGGCUACAAAUCUUUUACAAGAGCUGGUGCUUCAGGCAUGAUGUAUGAUUUUGAAAUUUAUGUUGGCAAAAACACCUGCAGUGAUAGAGGAUUAGGUUUGUCUGGGGAUAUUGUUUUGGCAUUGACGGAAACAUUGCCAGAGAAACAGCAUUUCAAAGUGUUUGCUGAUAGUUGGUUUUCUUCUAUACCAUUAGCAAUUGCCCUGAAAGAAAGGGGCAUUGAAUUCUGUGGCACUAUCAGGACAGACAGGUUGGGAAAAUGUCCCUUGAAAACUGAAGCGGAGCUCAAGAAAACUGGACGUGGCUCCUGUGACUGGAGAGUGGAGACAACAAACAAUGUAGCUUUAGUACGCUGGUUUGACAGAAAGUGCAUAAAUUUCGUGUCAACAUAUGCUUGUGUUGAGCCCUUGGCAACAUGUAGACGCUAUUCUGCAUCUGAAAAGAAAUUCAUUGAUGUACCUAGACCUUACAUAGUGGAAAAGUACAACAAACAUAUGGGGGGCGUGGACCUUGCUGACAUGUUGAUAGAACUAUACCGUAUCAACUUGAGGUCACGGAAGUGGUAUAUGCGCAUUGUGUACUGGUGUUUGUCUGUAGCAGUUGUCAAUGGAUGGCUACUCCACCGUCGUCAUAUGGUCCAACGUGGCAAAACCUCAAAGAUGUCACUCCUGCAGUUCCAAGCUAAUAUUGCUGCAAGUCUACUGCUUGCGGGGAAAUCAGGUUCCCAAAAGAAGAGAGGAAGACCAAGUUCUGAAAUGUUGACAAGGACUCCUGCAGCAAAAAGGACCGAGUGUAAUAUUGAAAGUGAAGUCAGUGCGAGUGUCAGUGCUUCAAGCAAGAAGCUUCUAGGUGCAGCUGGUUUUCCAAGUGCCUCUCAAAUGCGUGACAAUGCAAUAUGUGGUGUGACAGUGUUUCUGUUGUUACUGACACAAACAUUCUGA
Schistocerca nitens (vagrant locust) is the source of this 1896-nucleotide messenger RNA. Its product is annotated as piggyBac transposable element-derived protein 3-like. The coding region runs from base 1 to 1896 and encodes 631 amino acids. NCBI's taxonomy places the organism in Eukaryota, Metazoa, Arthropoda, Insecta, Orthoptera, Acrididae. The transcript has 3 exons. The record is from RefSeq and is a predicted model, not a curated record.